AUGAUUGGGUCAUGUAUAGGAGGAUGGUUAAUUGACAAAUUUGGUCGCAAGGGCAGCAUUCUUAUGUCCGCAGUUCCCUUUGAACUUGGAUGGCUUCUUAUCAGCUUCGCAAAGAAUCACGCCAUGCUGUACGCUGGUCGCAUUAUAACUGGCUUGGCCUGUGGAGUGGUCUCACUUGCUGUUCCAGUAAGUCGUUCUUGAACCCUCUCCUGCGCCGACGCUCCCUUCGGGCAUUCCAAUAAAAAUGCAAUAAUCAAAAAAUAGUAAGCGCGUGAUGGACGAUAGGAAAGAAGAAAAAAGCGGGAGCAUCUCUUUCUGUCUUACCCCUUCCCAUCAUCCUCCUCUCGAGAUAAUUGGUCUUUGAAAAGGUUCGCCGGAGAGAACAGCAGUUUCGCGACGCCACCACUUGUUUCCCUGUAAAAUGUGACGCCUGAGAAACUAGUGCAGAAAUUCCACACUGAUGACGUGUGACUACCCAGAUCUACAAUUCUAGGUAGUGCUUCUGAUUGUCGUGCCUCGUGGGAAAUUUGUCUCAGCCAAUCAGAAGCACUACCCAGAUCUGGGAAGUCACACGUCAUCAGUAUGGAAUUUCUGUGCUCGUUUCUCAGACGUCAUUUCGCAGAGAAACCACUGGUGGCGUCGCCAAAUGUCGGCUGUUCUCUCCGGCGAACCUUUUCAAGGACCAAUUAUCUAACCCUAACGUGUCAUGCCUAAGUAACUGGACAGUACGCACUUAAAUGACUUGUUUUCACCGAUAGCGAAAAAACUCCUAGAAUUUCUUGUGUUUCCAUUUAAAAAAAGCCUAAAAUAUCACAAAUCAGUCACUUGGUUACAGAACUUUGUGUCGUCCAAUUCGGUUUGUAAUGGUACUCGAAUCGGGCUCGGCGCAACGCAGUCGUCCGAUUUUGUUGAUCACUCGUAUGAAUACUGGCUGAAUUGGACUCCACUCAGUCAUAUUACCAUUAUUAAUGGGACUAUGGUACAUUAAUAUUGACUUAAUGCUUCUUUUAAAGAUUUAGCUAAAAUAGAGUUACACUUCGUUGAAAGGAAAUUAACUUUAUAAACGCCCCCUCGAUUAUGCGUCCUCCUGCUAAUUUGCGCCCCUUCUUCUACCCAAGUCGGAUACAGUUAAUUUAUACGGUAGCAACUUCCUUCUUAAGAGGCAGAUCCAGAGGAGGGCCUCCCCCUUAUUUUUAGACUAAACUGAGGUCCGAGGGGCUUGAACAAUUUCCCCCCUUCCCCCCUUAUCUCAGGGUCUGGAUGACCACCAACCGCCCCCCCCGCCCCCUUAUCUGAAGGUCUGGAUCCGCCACUGUUAUUAGGGAGCUUAAGCAGCGACGUUUUUGAGCGACGCACGUCAACCGGAAGUGAGGUAUUUUCCCUCUUAACAUGCCUUGAUGAUAUAAAAUUUGUAUUCCUUAGCUUCUUUACUGUUGUAGAGGCGAUUUGACUGAAAAUUUGCGCGAAACCACCGUCAAAAAAUGAAAAAAGGCCACUUCCGGUUGACGUGCGUCACUCAAAAACGUUGCUGCUUAAGCUCCCUAUUAGGUCUUAUUAGAGAUCUUCAGAUUCGACGACGAGGGAGACUACGAGGACGAGAUUUCACUUGAACUUACCUUGCGUAUUCUAAUAGAAUAUACGCCGCGGAAAGUUUAUUGUACUUUUUUUCACCUAAAAAAUUAGCACGGUUAUUUUCUCUUGAAGGAGGUUAAGCCCGGGGGCGGGGGGGGGGGUACUCCCAUACAUUACCUAUACGGGUAUGUGCCGCCCAACGGGGUCGUGAUUUUGAAGCUCCUGAUUUAGAACGGGGUAUCCAUUUCAGAGGCGUUUUCUAGAACGGGGUAUAAUAUUUCGAACGCACGAAAGCUCCAGUUUUGUAAGCAGCCAUUUGAAAUUAUUCAAGGACAGAUUGCUUUUAAAAAUACGGUUCAAUGCGUUAACAAGCAAACUGUUGUACUCUUUGCACCUUAGAACGGAGUAUAAAAAAUUGGCUCAUUUCUAGAAUGGGGUAUCAGUUUUAGGGCGAAUUCUAGAACGGGGUAUCAAUUUUAGGGGAAUUUUUUUUUAGAACGGGGUGCCAAUUUGGAGUCCCGGGCGGCACAUACCCACCCAAAAAAUACCCAAGUGCUGCGGCCCCACCCCCCGGGGGUUAAGCCCUCUCCCGAUCGCAAACUGAUAAAACUUCUAAAAUUUGAUAACUUGUUUUCGUCAUUACAAGAUUCUAGCUAAAUUUCGUAGUAGAAUGACGACGGCUAUCGCGUUCUCCAGCUAAAAUGAAACUAGCUCAUGCGCGCACUACUUUGUAUUGAGAAAAUCUCUUCUCGUACUCGUUUUCGUCUCAGAAUCUAAAGGUCCCUCUAUUGAUGCUUAGGUGUACAUCGCCGAAAUUGCGCCAGCAAGGCUACGUGGAGCGCUGGGUGCUUCAAACCAGUUAGCCAUUACAUUUGGCUUAUUGCUGUCAUUUGUACUGGGGGUUGUGUGUCAUUGGCAAUGGCUGGCUCUUAUUGGUGCUAUUUUGCCUGUCCUCCUUGUGAUCCUAAUGUUUAACAUGCCAGAGACGCCACGUUGGUCCUUAGGAAAGAACAGACGAACUGAGACUUUAAAUGCUCUGCUUUGGCUACGGGGUCCUGAAGUAGACAUUGUGGAGGAGCUCACAGCCAUCGAAUCUAGUCCAGGUACACAUACUUUCUUAUUGCAAGGGAAGCCCGGGCGGUAUUCACCAAAGUUUUAUGCUUGGAGGCUCCGCCCCGAGGUCUAACUCACCUUUUUAAAUACCAUUUUUGGCAGAGAAGGUACCCCUUUCAUAUACCUUCUAUUGACAAAUGCAGUGGCAGAUCCAGGGGAGGGGAGGGGCCGGGGGGCCCGCCCCCCCCUUUAUUGUUAGACCAAACUGAGGCCCGAAGGGCCGAAAAAAUUUUUUUGGGAGACAGGCACCCCUCUUCUCCCCCCCCCUCCCCCUUCCCAUUAUCUCUGGGUCUGGAUGACCGGGCCCCUCCCUUAUCUGAAGGUCUGGAUUCGCCAUUGCAAAUGGUACCUCUUUCACAUACCUAGUUUAGAACUUUGCAUCCCUUUUACCUUCUGCAAAUGCCCUCUCUUUAAUAAAGGAAUAAACGUCAAAACAAAACGUUUUCUCGACUAUUUCUCAGCCAUAAAAUGCAUCUAUUAUAGUCCUUUUGGGCCUUUUUACAGACCAAGAUUACAGAUUUCCCAACCCUUUCUUACAAGCCUGAAAAAGGGACUCCCUUUCGGUCGGAGCCUUGCUCCCCGUAAACAUGGGACAUGGGGUCUUAUGCCUGCUGGUACACCAGAAGUAGUUAAUCGAUAAGCCCUAUGAUCGAUAUUAAUCGAUGAUUAAUAUCGAUUUCUGAUAUCAAUCGAUCGAAAUCGAUAAAGAUAAAAAAGUUGUGACUUCGAUUAAUAUUGAUGAUUUUCCGAUAGAAAUCGAUAAUGAUUUUUUAUCCAUUCCUAUCGAUUGUUAUCGAUUUUGUUAAUCGAUAAUAAUCGAUACAUAUUAUUUUCCUGUGACUUCGAUUUCUAUCGAUUUCCGAUAUCAAUCGAUUAAUUAAUCGGCAGAUUAAAUCGAUUAAUAUCGAUAAUAUCGAUUGAUUUCCAAUAUCGAUUUUUAUCGAUUAACUACGUCUGGUGGUACAACAACCGUUUUCCAGAUAAUUAAAGAUUAUAAUAUACAGGCCGUUGUAGGGAGUACCCCACCCCGUGUCCACACGAAAACGCUAAAACGAUAGAUAUAAGGCAUCCUAUGCGCAGUAAGGGACAAAGACACAAGAAUACGGUAGAAUCCCUCACGAGCAUGCGUAAUGCUAGCAGCAUAUGAUAUAUGACAUCAUCGUACUUGAAAACCUCCGUUUUUGCCCGUCCACACGUAAAGGCAAAGCCAGCUUUCUCGAAAAUCUUGAAAAUGUUGAAAAGAUGCGUUUUCGGUGACGGCUUUUACAGAAUACGAGUGGACGGUAAAGCCAAACAGGAUGAAAAUUUUUUCAAACAAAAACAGACACGCGUCGACGAGGCUUUAUCACGUUCGUCAGAACGCAUCCUAAUCUGGUGUUCUUGUGGCACAAAGGCAGAAAUUUUCGAGCUGUCACUGGCCACUGCAAAUUAGCCGCCCCUACUAAUUUUAUCAGGGGCAUCUCGGCCGGGAAACUAAAUUCCUUUCGACUUGAUUUCGUUUCCGUAAGUGAUGCACGCGGAUCCGUAAUCAAUGAUUAUCUCUAGUCCUAAUUACAAUUUAGUUACAUUUUUAUUUUCAGAACAACAGGAGAAGCCUUCAUUGCGUGAAUGGUUAUCGCCAGAGUUAGCAAAACCUCUCAUUCUGAGCAUUGGAUUAAUGUUCUUUCAACAAUUUACUGGAAUGAACGCAGUCAUUUUUAACGCGGCAAGCAUCUUCUCAGCAGCAGGUUUCAAAAACGGCAAACUCGUUGGCAUAACAAUAGGCCUGGUGCAGUUUUUGGGUACCUGUCUGGCUUGCUUAAUAAUUGAAAGAACAGGACGACGGAUCCUUUUAUUAAUAUCAUCAAUAACCUUAGCUGUUUCUCAACUUGGUCUUGGCUUGUAUUUUGAAAUCUACAUACCUCCCCAUGAUGAGAGCCAGUCUUCAGACGCGCUAAGCUCCAUAAUUCAUUCCGUAGAAGCAUCAAAGAUCAGCUGGCUGUCCGUGUUCUGCUUAAUUUUCUUCAACCUUGGUCAUGCCCUUGCCUGGGGUCCGAUUCCAUGGCUCGUCAUGUCAGAAAUGUUUCCCCUGCGUGCUCGAGGUCCAGCUGGCAGCAUAUCAGUUCUAUCCAACUGGCUAGCCGCUUUUAUCGUCACCCUUACCUUUAACAGUCUGCAGUCAUCACUUACAGUUCCAGGAGCAUACUGGUUCUAUGCAGGAUGGCUCUUACUGGGGUUUGUCUUUGUUUAUAUACUUAUGCCCGAGACAAAAGGGAAGACGCUGGAGGAGAUUGAGGCUCUGUUUGACAAAAACAAGCGUUCCUACCAACCAAUCGAAUGAGGGCAAGGGAGAUCCCUACGGCGGGAGGCUGAACCCCUCACACGAGAGAUAGUCUCCCGUACGGAAGAGACAGGGGAAGCUCGUUGUGCUGCUUAGGGGUGCAGAUUGCAGGUUUUGGUCUUACUUAGGGUGUUCAGGACGGGAGGCCGAUACUUUUCAGACUCUUAACGAUAAACAGAUCUCUCGGGCUUAGUAUGAAGAAAAACUGAACAAGGCAGUCUGAUACUGCGUUGUAGACAGCACAUGGCAUCUCAACAACUCCAGACUGUUCACAGUCCCCUUUUUUUCGUAUGAUUAUCAAGGGCCCACUGUCACAGAGGUCAUUUUGUUUUAAAAUGUACCGAGGAAGCGGGCCCCGAGGUUUGUAGAGGUGGAAGAAGGGAGGCCUCUUCCCAAACCGACCCUCCUCCCCGUUAGUAGAUUUCAUACUCAUCCUCAGGCUAGACUCGACACAGUUAAAACCAACUAACAGCCUGUAAGGGUAGGUGCUCGCUCCUGACGAUCUUACAGAAAAGUAGGGGACUAUGUAGCCUGAGGAAACAGCCGACAUUUGACGACACUACCAAUGGUUUACGCCAAAUGGCGUCUGAGAAACAAGCGUAAAAAUUCCAUACUGAUGACGCGUCACUACCCCGGAUCUCGGUAGUGCCUCUGAUUGGUCGUGCCGCGUGGAAAAUAUGAUUCGACCAAUCAGAAGCACUACUCAGAUCUGGGUAAUGAGAGUCAUCAGUAUGGAAUUUCUGCGCUUGUUUCUCAGACGUCAUUUGGCGGGAAAACCAUUGGUAGCGUCGCCAAAUGACGACUGUUUUCUCAAGCUAGGGACUUUGAAUAGUCUACAGUCUACAGUCUACAACAACUCUUAUUUGGUCGUCUAUUUCAGUACGGUUUUCAUUAAGGGCUCGCCCCAUGCAAUAAGGGAAUCCGGUUUCCUGAAUCCGGCCAAUUUUUGCUUGUGGAAUCCGGGAUCCUAUACUUUGCAAGGCGGAAUACAGCUCAAGGAAUCCGGAAUCGCACUAACGAUUCCAAUACACAAUUCAGGUUCCACUGGCAAAGACUGGAAUCUUGUAGCUGGAUUGGAAUCCAAGCCGUGAAAUCCAGGAUUCAAGAAUGUCUUGGAUUCCCUUAAUGGGGCGAAGGAGUCAAAUAAAUCUGAUCUAUGCCAUACUUGCCUAAUUCCUUAACUUAAUUGGUUCCCUUCAGGAGUUUAAUGUUCAUUUUCUCACGAGCAAUCCAGUCUUCUUAUAGGGGAACGCCCCCACCCCUCCCCCUUUAUUAUUAUUUUGCGCUGUCUGAAACCAUAGAAUUUAAACAGGUUUUAAAUUAUCCAAGGAAAUAAAAAAGCUUAUCUUGAACAUAGUUCUUUUUUUUUUUCUUUCGCCUAUUAGCUAGCAUGAACUAUAGUUGAAUCUAACUUCGCUGUUUAACUGUCCAAUUAAUUUGACCUGUCUGUUUUCAGGCAGCUUUUCACAGUCGAACAGGUCAAAUCACGCUGCAUCGGCCAAAUUAAGCGAUGAAUAAGGAAUGCUUAAAACCAGACAGAUUCUAGCGUUUCGUUGCUGUGCAGUAACCGUAGAGAGCGGGACAGCAGUUCAUAAUCAAGAAUGGAUUUUUCUGCCUUAAAUCCACCUCCUCUUUUCUGUUUCCUCCCUCGCUCGCGCUCGCGUCCUCGAGAUUUCUCCUUUCCCCCAAAAAAACCGGUGCCGGCUUCGCAGGCUAUUCGUGGAGUGGCAUUCUGUCUAUUCUUGCUAUGCUUUUGAGGCAACACGUCUUCGCGUAACCAAGUAUCGUACCAGUACGAUUGACGUCAAUCGCACUGAUAUCGGUAGCCGGCGAAAACAUCCGUUUCUCCCUAUCUCCCAUGGGGACGUUUCGCACGCGGCGAAGAGCGAGGAGAAACGGAUGUUUUCGCAGGCUAUGAUAUCGGGAAACAUCUUCCAGUUUGGUUCAUCUUCUCAAUUCCCCAUGUAAGGGAGUCGAAGACAGUAUUGAAUUCUCGAUUGCACGCUGUGGAUUCUGCGGGUCUUUCUCAGUAAAACUUCGAUUCCGGAUUCCAAAGGUUCGUGGACAAACUGAGUGGAUUCCGGAUUCCUCGAGCUGUAUUACGGCUUCCUAUGCCCUGGUUGAUUCGGGAUUCAACAAACAAAAAUUUCCCGGAUUCCGGAUUCCACAAGCAAAAUUUCCCCGGAUUUCCUUAAAUGAGGUGAUUCUCAACGCCAACAUUUUUAGCCAGUUUUGAAUAAUAAGCAUGGCGUUUCAGCCAAUCAGAAACUCAGAAAUAUUUUGAAUGAAUAAACGCACGUUACCUGAGUCACUAGGUUUUGACGUCAUGGAUUCCCCAGGGAGCGUUGUUGUCACGCGCUCUCUCACAUGAUCGUUGCUUCCUUUUAUUGAUUGCUGCCGAAUAUUUCGACACCGAUAGUAGUGUAAUGUGAUUCAUUCGAACUUCUAAGAUGGCAAAUUCUGAGUUAGGCGAAAGGUUUUCUAGUUCACAUUCAGUUCAAGCUGACUAUAAGACUGGAAAAGAAAGAAUAGGGCGAGCAAUACUCGCCACGUUCAUAGCCGCCUUGGGCCCGCUUAGUUUUGGCUACUGUUUGGGAUAUUCGUCGUCGGCAUUGAUAGACUUAAAAAAGUCAAACGUAGAUCCUGCAAUUCGUUUAAAUGUCAACCAGGGUUCUUGGUUUUCGGUAAGUUGUUUUGAUGGGUGUUCUGAUGUUUAAUUUAUGACUGAAAUCGCUACUGAUAAUUUCCACCACUUCAAACAAUUUUCAUGGGUUUUCUGACAUUGGCGCGUGAAAUUUCGGCUGGAAAUUUUCAGGGAACUUGACACUCGUGCUGUUUUCCACGCUUUCUCUGUGUAAUUUCAUAAAAUGAUAAAAUAAUCUGUGAGUUCCAGUUUGAACAGGUACGUUCAUGUGGAAUACAAUGUUUGCCAGGCCAAAUCACGAUCACAUGAGGGCCUUCUGAUUGUUGGCUCCGUUUGCCUUUCGAAGGUGUUCCCUCAGAAAUUCCGAGGUUGAGCAAUACUUCUAGAAUCGAAGUGAUUAAAGAAUCGCACGCAUUUUAAGUUUGUUUUAUUUGGCUUAUUUUUAUUCAACAGAAAAAGCAUGGGUAGCUAACGUGUCGUUCGGAGAAAAACAUGUCUAAUUGUUUAUAUUAAUAUAUGUCACUUUUGAUAGGGCUAUUUAAGGUUUGAGUGUAUCCUGCCGUAGGAAACGUGAUCACCUCUAAAGCUCGGUUUUCACUAAGCAUGUGUAAGCAAGUGAAAACUGGGUCGACAUAAGCACAAGCAUAAGCACAAGGAGGUGGACCAAUCAUAGGCCACUUUAACCCAGACUUCAUGCGAACAUAUCAAAACGCUUCGUCCGCCAUCUUGUUUAUCAUCAGGUUGAGGAGAGCUGGUAUCGAGAAUUGAGUCAUGUAUGCCGUUCUGCGCGUGCGUGUGUCCUUAGAAAACCAGGCUUAAGGAGCAGGGGGGGGGUGGGGUUACUUGGUGCUCUAUGAGGGUGAUUAAGCCAGUUGUCAAUGGUUUGAUGAUCCACUGACCUUUUUAGAAGACACUUCAUGUGUAGUUUCAGAAAAUAUCCCCCCCCCCCCUUGUGGAAGGAAAUAGUACUUCUUGGAGGAGGGGUUGUUCAAAAGGAGGCAGUUUCCAAGAGGCUAGGGGUGGCUUCUCUGGGGUUCCAAGUAAGAUUGGCAAGUUAUUCAAAACUGACAGCUGAUCUGUUGAGCAAGCUAUUAGUUGCCAGUGUUUUGCGCCUACUCUUAUAUCUGGCAUACACCCUGAAGAUGCCAGAGGAGGGAUUUAAGCCAGAAGAAAAAACUGAGCCCAUUUUAUAGUUCCGGCAUUACCAUAAAAACCCAAGCAAUAAUUAUUUUUUUGCAUUGACAAUUUUUUUUAGGGUCUGCUGAUUGCUUUUCUUUUUUUUAUGGCCUACACUAUUAGUUCUUUUCAAUACAGCUGUCAUCGGCAUGAGCUCAUAGCUGUUGUUGUCAGAUCAAAUUUUAUGUAGGCAUCAUCGCUGCUGGGUAAAAGAAAUUGCUAGUCAAGGGUAUACAAUGUUAUAUUCCUACUGACUGCAGAAACAGUAACCCACGAAAUUAAAAUUCAUGUUUUUCUUUUUUUGUUUCAUUUUCACUUCAUUCCAGACAAUAUUACAUUAUUUUUGGGAAUAAAUGUGUAGCUAUUGAGGGGUGUUAGGCUAAAGCUACUGUAAAUGACCCAAUAAACACCUACUUCCAAAUAAACUCCUCUCAUAUAAUAAAUGCCCUGUUAAAAUUGUAUUAGACUCCUCUCUCUAAUAAAUGCCAGGCCCUAUGAGAAUUACUUCAAAAUACCAGAGUAUAAAUUAGCAAAAAGGAGCAAAAUCAUUCGAUUAAUUUGGUGUUUGUUUGCUUGAUUAACAAAGCUUAAUGUAUUUGAUUUUGUUCAAUAUCAAGUUCAAAGGAAGGAUAGACUAACAAUGGCAACACAAUAAGCCUGAGCAAGGAGUUUGACAUCAAUGUUGGGAUUUGAAAGAGCUAGAUGGCCUGGAUGUAUCAAUUCAAUGAUGGAGUGGAUAUUCUGCUUUUUUGAAACUCUCGUCAGAUUUUUAUGCCAAAAGCGUAUUAGCCUGCGCGCAGACGAAAUUAAACUCUGGUUAACUCCGUCUGCGAAACAGCGCCAAAAUCCUUGUUCUGGACUUCCAGCUGUGUACCCAGAUUUGAGUACGCGUCACGAUUGGCCAGUUAAAAAAAGCCUUUGUUUUGUUUGUCGUGAUCGCCAAUCAGGGUGAAGGGGAAUUCGAAACGCACUUCCGGUAAUUCGUUGAGUCUGUUGGGGGUCAAGAACAAGGAUCUCUGCGCUGCUUUGCAGACGGUACUAAUCGGAGUUUAGUUAUCUUCUGCACCCAGGUUAAAAGCAUAUUAGUUUGAGUUAUGAGAGUAAACACCUCGGGCUAUCUCUCAAACGCCCCUGCUUGGACUCUAAAAUUAAAUAGAUGCCCCGGGCUAAGGUCAUUUAUGGUAUUAAUUUUUUUGUUACUGUAUGUUGAUCAGGAAAAAGGAUAUAAAAAAUGUUUCUCUCCCUAAGGUAUUUUCAAAUUUUCCUUGCAGUCAUUGGUCACUCUAGGUGCGAUUUUUGGUGGUCCUAUCAGUGGAUGGGCAAUUGACAAGUUUGGUCGCAAGGGUUCCAUACUACUCUGUGCAGUUCCUUUUGAGUUGGGGUGGCUUCUCAUCAGCAAUGCGCAGAAUCGUGCCAUGCUUUAUGCUGGUCGCAUUAUAACAGGCUUGGCCUGUGGAAUGAUUUCACUGGCUGUUCCGGUAAGUUGCUCUCUGGGGAGGCAUGGGGUACUCUGGAUUUCAAGUGACAGGGAUGAUCAAAUGGGGGCAAAAAUCAAAGCCCAAAAAAAUCCCUAGGGCUUCAAACAAAAUCCCCAAAAAUCCCAUGCCCAAUUUCCCAGCCAUAAAAAUUUCCAGAAAACAUUAAAUGAUAUAUAUCUAUCAUGAAUCUUCAGAUUGUUAUGAGUGCCCAAAAACAUCUCUACCUAAAUCAAGUUGCCCCAAAAAUACUUGCUAAAAUUUUCCUACUCAAAAAAAUCCCAAAAUCGAAAAUUUCAAAGCCAAAAAAGUCCUUCGAUCAUCCCUGUCACUUGAAAUCCAGAGUACCCCCCUGCUCCCCACCCCUGGUGGUUGUUCUACAAUGAGUCCGAGAGUCUCUCAGCUUUGCAUAAUACCAUAAUCUGACAGUUAUCAGAUUUUGACCACCUUUGAAAUGGCAUCUUGUAGAAGUGAGCAUCCCCACCCCCCUCCAGCUGGGUGGGUAGUGUUCAAUUCAAUUUUUUCCCACAAUAAUUGUAAACAUUUACCAUAAUCAAUUAUUGUGCCACUUACAGACAAUACACUGUAAUUUAUUAAUGAUUGGCACACCACUAAUGUAAGGCUUUCAUUGGAAAGGUGCACCCUAUACCAGUGUUCUUAGGAUAAUUAUCUUUUGAGCAAUAAAAACCAAAAAGGUAGAACUUAGGUUGAUUAUUAUUUUAGGACUUUUUGAUUUUAAGUCUGCAAUGAGUUCUAACUUGAAUUAAUUUUUUUAUCUGUUUUGAUGUCCAGGUGUACAUUGCAGAGAUUUCGCCGGCAAGGUUACGUGGUAUGCUGGGUUCUGUUAACCAGUUAGCAGUCACCGCAGGCCUUCUAUUAUCAUAUGUAAUGGGUGUUGUGUGUCACUGGAAAUGGCUGGCUCUCAUUGGUGCUAUUUCUCCUGCCCUGCUUGUUGUUCUUAUGUUUGCCAUGCCAGAGACGCCGCGCUGGACCUUAGGGAAGAACAGACGGAGUGAUGCACUAAAAUUUCUGCUUUGGUUACGGGGCCCUGAUGUUGACAUUGAAGAAGAAUGCUUUGCAAUUGAAGCUACUUUAGGUAGAUCAAAAUAAUUAUUAUUUUUUGUUUUCAUUUAAGGAGGGCAACCCCAAUUUAUGACAGAUAAUUGAAUUGUUUUCUUCUCUUUUAUUUUUUUACACCCAGCAGUAAGCUGUUUUAUAAUCAUCAUCAUUGUCAUAAUAUUGAAGUAAACAGCACAAUUUUUUCAACCCUUGCUUUUGUAUUAUUUUGAUAAUUCAACAGCAGAUAUUUUUUAUUAUUUGUGGUAAUCAUUUUAAAUAUUUCUUUGUUUCAGAGUGGCUAUAAUGUGCCAGUUGUUGUUUCUUUUAUUCCCUGGAAGUUUUACAUCUUUCAUCCAAUUACUUUGAUGGUUGUUAGAAUUAAUUCUUGUUUGCUUUGCAGAUUGUCAGGAGAAACCUUCAUUACGUGAAUGGUUGUCACCGGUUAUAGCAAAACCUUUGAUCAUCAGCGUUGGAUUAAUGUUCUUCCAACAGUUCUGUGGAGUUAAUGCAGUUCUCUUCAAUGCUGCGAGCAUUUUUAGUCAGGCUGGUUUUUCAGAUGGCAAACUCGUUUCCAUUGCCAUUGGCUUGGUCCAGUUCAUUGGCACUGGUUUAGCAUGUUUGGUCAUGGACAGAGCAGGACGACGAAUCCUGCUGUUAAUCAUGGCAAUAGGCAUGUCAGUCACUCUUGUGGGCCUUGGCUUUUAUUUUGAAGUCUAUAUUCCAAAAAAUGAAACCUCCUCGGCUGAUGCCGUGUCUCUGGUUGGUUCCAUAAACCACUCUGUAGAAGCAUCAAAGAUCAGCUGGCUGUCCAUAUUGUGUUUAGUUUUGUUUAACCUCUUUUUUGCCCUAGCUUGGGGUCCAGUACCGUGGCUUGUCAUGUCAGAAAUAUUUCCCCUUCGAGCUCGUGGCCCAGCUACAAGUAUUGCAACCAUGGCCAACUGGCUGCUUGCUUUUUUGGUCACCAAAAUGUAUGAUCCCAUGGUUGCAUUUCUGACCAUCCAAGGUACAUAUUGGUUUUUUGGAGGGUGCUCUUUCGUAGGAUUUAUAUUUGUGUACUUCCUCAUGCCAGAGACAAAAGGAAAAACAUUAGAAGAGAUUGAAGCUUUGUUUGACAAAGGCAGACAUUCUUAUCAGCGGAUUGAUUGAAGUGAUCAGGAAGACUUUAAUAUUGCUUUCCAGAUCUCCCAUGCACAAAAUUGCUUAAUUUAAGGAAACUUUCUCUCAUAUUUUCUUGUCAAUUUGUUGUACAAAAGCAAACAUUCAGUAAACUCUUAUCAGGGGAUUAACUGUGAUGACCUGUGCACUUUGCAAAGUGCUGUUUACUUGCAGACAAAAUUGCCUAGGAAUAAUUAUUAUUUAUUUCUUGUAUUGUUUGUCAAAUUAUAUUAUUGCGGACGCAUAUAAUUAAGGUGAAAAGAACAGUAGUCUGAAACAAAAUUGCCUAGUAGGAAUAUUUAUUUCUUGUAUUGUUUGUCAAAUUAUUACUGAACAACGCAUCUUCAGUGGAAAAAAGAGGUGGGAAUCUUCAUCGCAGUGGUCAAAACUUGAAGACUUAAUCACUCCAUAAGACUCAAAAGUUGGAACUGUACAAGUUGUAUCACAAUAAGGGUUGCUUUUUAUUAUCAAAUGUACAACAAGACAGGAUUGUCGCUAAGUUUUCAAGUUGCUGGGUAAAUACAACAAGUAGGCAUUCUAUUAUUCCUCUAUUUUCCAAUGAAAGUAACCGGGGGCCACAUUCAUAGUAUCCCUGGACCUGUCGAGCUCUUAAUGACAGCCCUGUGAGUUUUGCUUUACCAUGUGGUUUUUUGACUUGAUGAGACAUGAAUUACUUGUUUGUUUGAGAUCUGUUCAUGUUAGGAUUAAUUAUUGGUAAUGAAAAUUGGAG
Messenger RNA from Porites lobata, 13244 nucleotides. NCBI's taxonomy places the organism in Eukaryota, Metazoa, Cnidaria, Anthozoa, Scleractinia, Poritidae. The record is from the annotation of a GenBank genome assembly.